Nyctereutes procyonoides (raccoon dog) is the source of this 3874-nucleotide messenger RNA. RefSeq names its product zinc finger protein 846 (gene ZNF846). Gene Ontology annotation, molecular function: RNA polymerase II cis-regulatory region sequence-specific DNA binding; DNA-binding transcription repressor activity, RNA polymerase II-specific. The transcript is spliced from 8 exons. NCBI's taxonomy places the organism in Eukaryota, Metazoa, Chordata, Mammalia, Carnivora, Canidae. Gene Ontology annotation, biological process: negative regulation of transcription by RNA polymerase II. The coding region runs from base 1194 to 2636 and encodes 480 amino acids. The record is from RefSeq and is a predicted model, not a curated record.
AGACAAAUGGACAAUAAAUAUAUGAAAAGAUGCUUCAUAUCAUUAGCAACCACAGAUAGAAACCGCAGAGAUUUGUAAAUAGAAACCACAGUGUGGUGCUACCGCACACGCUGAGUGACCUGAAGUAAUACUAAAAAGAGUGGCAGUGCCAAGUGCUGGUUGACAUGUGCAUACACUGCUAGUGGAAACACUUUUUUAAAAGUAUCAGUUAAAUACGAUCUGUUCAUCCUAUGCACGCACAUGUCCACCAACUGAAUAUAAACGCUAUUUGUAACAUGAUUUGAAAUAUCCCUAAAUUGGAAAUAACCUAAAGUGGAUUAACGGACGAAUGGAUGAAUGGUGGCAUAUAUUUUUUGUGGCAUACUCUUUAUUAGCAAAGGGAAGGAGCACAGAUGCAACUUGGAUGAAUGUCACAAACACAAUGUCAAGUGAAAGAAGCCAGACACAAAAGAACGCAUGCUGUUUGAUAUUCUUUCUUUAAAAUUAAAAAAUACGCAUAAUGCUCUAGAGUGUUAAAUGUCAGGAUAGUGGUUGCAGUUGGGAGGCAUGGAGUUGGUGAUUUGGAAAAGAGACAUGUCUAAGAUGCUGAAUUUGGAAAUACUCUAUUUCUCAACCUGAAUGAUGAUUUAUGGGGCUGUUCAUUUCUUUUCUUUGAUUAAGAUUUUAUUCAUUCGUGAGAUACAGAGACACAGGCAGAGACACAGGCAGAGGGAGAAGCAGGCUCCCUCUGGGGAGCCUGAUGCGGGACUCCAUCCCAAGGACCUCAGCAUCAUGACUGGAGCCGAAGGCAGACUCUCAACCACUGAGCCACCCAGAUUUUAUUUAUUUAUUCAUGAGAGACAGAGAGAGGCAGGCAGAGACAUAGAGGGAGAAGCAGGCUCCAUGCAGGGAGCCCAGUGUGAGACUCGAUCGUGGGACUGUGGGAUCACACCCUGAGCCGAAGGCAGAUGCUCAACCGCUGAGCCACCCAGGUGUCCCGGACACUUACUUUUUAAAGAUGGCUAAAGAGUGAUGUCUGAUGACUGAGGAAAAACGUCUGUUGCUUAAUGAUGGAUAUUGUGAACCAGUUACCCAGACACUCCAGUACUCAAAGAGAAAUUGAGAUCAGCCUCUUGAUUUAACCUCAAAAGCUUCUCUGGUCUUCUGAGCAAGAACUGGAAUAUUCUGGAAACUUUUACUCUCAAACUCACAGGAUGGCAGCCCUUGAUGUGAAUCAGGUGUGUGGUCAUCUUUCUUGGGACCCUUUCUGUCUUCAUGAGGGAAAAAUUGAGGCAAGGAUGGUGGCUGGGUUACUUAAGGAUUCUUCUCAGCACUUAGUGACCUUCGAGGAUGUGGCUGUGGACUUUACCCAGGAGGAGUGGACUUUGUUGGAUCAAGCAGAGAGAGAUCUCUACAGAGAUGUGAUGUUGGAGAACUACCAGAAUCUCAUUACUCUAGCAGGAUAUGAAUCAUGCCAACCUGGUCUCAACUCUACAGUGGAAGUAGCAGAAGAGCUGAGGACAGGAGGGAGAGGAGUUCUCCAGGAAUUGGAAUUGCAACUCAAAACCAAAGGUUCCAUACCACUUCAGAAUAUUUCUUUGGAAAAAACAUCAGAUGAAAUAAAAUUGCAGGAGAGAAGCAGUGCUGGAGUGAAACGAUAUGGCUCUAACAUCUGUGGAAGAGCAUUUAGUGGACACUCAUUUACAACUCACAUUCGACAGAAAACUUCUAAGGAUAAUCAGAAUGGAAAAGCCUUUAAAAAGAACUUUAUUUGUACUUUGCCCAAGGAAAUCCCUGUUGGGGAGAAAACUUCUGAGAGUGUUCAACAUGAUAAAGCCUUUAGUCAGCUUUCAAAUCUUACUGGACACAAGAAAAUUCAGAUACAAGAGAAAGUGUGUGAAUGCAAAGAUUAUCAGAGAACUUUUGUUAAUCAGUCAUCCCUGAAGGUACACAUGAGACACCACACUGGAGAAAAACCAUAUGAAUGUAAAGAAUGUGGGAAAGCCUUUACUCGAUCCACAGGACUUAUUUUACACAUGCGAAUUCACACGGGAGAAAAACCAUAUGAAUGUAAGGAAUGUGGAAAAGCUUUUAUUCAUUCUUCAUACCUUACAAAACACAUAAGAAUUCACAGUGGAGAAAAGCCAUAUGUAUGUAAGGAGUGUGGGAAAACUUUUACUCGUUCCUCAGGACUUGUCUUACACGUGCGAACACACACUGGAGAGAAACCCUAUGUAUGUAAGGAAUGUGGGAAAGCCUUUAAUAAUUCUUCGAUGCUCAAUCAGCAUGUAAGGACACACACUGGAGAGAAGCCAUAUGAAUGCAAGCAAUGUGGGAAAGCUUUCACUCAGUCAUCAGGCCUGACCACACAUUUAAGAACUCAUACUGGAGAGAAGGCCUAUGCAUGUAAAGAAUGUGGGAAAGCUUUUGCUCGUUCUACAAAUCUUAACAUGCACAUGCGAACACAUACUGGAGAAAAGCCGUACAAAUGUAAAGAAUGUGGGAAAGCCUUUAGAUACUCCACAUGCCUUAGUAUUCACAUGCGAACUCACACUGGAGAGAAACCAUACGAAUGUAAGGAAUGUGGGAAAACCUUCACUCAAUCUUCGGCACUUGCUAAACAUUUAAGAACUAAGGCAUGUGAAAAAAACCUGUAAAUGUUUUUCAGACUAGUGUUCAUAUCUAACCUCAUCUGGAUAAAGUACCUUAUGAAAGUAAAGAAUGUGUGAGAAAGCUUUACUCAUUUUUCAUCCUUAAUAGAUAGGUAGGAACUUCCUAGGCCAGAAUUCCCAUUCAUAUAAUGUAUAUGAGAGAGCAGUAAUUGUUCAUACCUUAAAGAAUGCUUAAGAACUCAAUACUUGAGAGAACUUUCCAGUUACAAGGUAUGUGGGAGAACCUUUUUGUUGUUGCUCUAACAUUAAUUUUACAUAUCAAAAUUACUGUAAAAGUCAGGAGUGCCUGGCUGGCUCAGUUGGUAAAGCUUGAUCUCAGGGUUGUGAGUUUGAGCCUCAUGUUGGACAUAGAGAUUACUUAUAAAUAGGUAAGAAGUUACUGUAAAAGUGAUGUGAAGGUAAGAAUGAUCUAUAUAGCCUUAAAAUAUGACCACAUGCUUUGAUAGCAAAUAACUCACACUAGCGAUGAAUCAUCUGUACUUAAGGAAUGUGGUAAAACCUUAGUGCCAAGGCCUUAAUGUUCACAUGAGACUUCAGAUGGUAUAAAACCAUACAGAUGUAAAGGACCCAGGAAGAUCUGCAGUUGUUUCUUGUAUCUUUUAAGAAUCAGCAUUUAAAAAAACAGUGGAGAGAUUUCUAUACAUCUAAGAAAUAUGGGAUAGCUUCAGGAAAGGUUUUAGAGAUUCUUGACUGCUUCAUAUGCAAGGAGACUCAUGAAUGUAAGAAAUGCUGAAAAAUUUUCAGGUGUUAGUAAGUCACAACACAGUGAAGAGAAACCCUAUGAUGGUAAGAUACUUAGCCCUAGAUGUUAACAUUCUUUGGUAAUCUCAGAGAGGCAGAAAAUGUUAAUGUUAGAAAUAAUGGUAAUGCCUUUGUGUCUGUGUGUGUGUCUAUUACUUGGCUUUUGACCUUUAGUAAUAAUCCACACUGGAGAGAAAUAGUGGCUGUAGGGUACAUGGGAAAUGGUGUAUCCAUCUUAUAAAUCUUACACUACAUGUGAAAAGCCACCCUGGAAAGAAGCUGAAUGAAUGUAAAAAUGUGGGAAUGAUUUUUUGUAAUACAUAUCCCUUAAGAGACUCAAAUACUGGAGGAACAAAGUAUGAAUGAGAGGAAUUUGGGGGAAGCUUUCGGGUACUAUUCUUCAAUCACUGUACACAAGAGAAUUCUUCCUGGAGUCAUAAUGAAAUAAAUGACAUAAAUGCAAUUGCCUUCUGUGUGUCAUU